GCACUCUAUCGUCAUUAUACCCCAAAAAAACAGAAAGUCUUCUCAAACACCGAAAAUGGAAGAACACCAAAUAUAAUCCAACCAAUAGGAAAGUGAAGAUACAUCCAGGUCGAAUAUUUGAAAAUGUUGGCAUUCGUGAAAUGCUUUUCGUUGAAGCGAACAAAGCAUCCUCCUGGAUAUGAGGACCCUCAGGUUCUUGCAUCUGAAACUCCAUUUACGGUGAAUGAAAUAGAGGCUUUACACAAUUUAUUCAAGAAGCUAAGUACAUCCAUCAUCGACGAUGGGCUUAUCCAUAAGGAAGAGUUUCUUCUGGCAUUGUUCAGAAACAGCAGUAUGCAAAAUCUAUUUGCGGACAGGGUGUUUUACAUGUUUGAUAGGAAACGAAACGGUGUCAUUGAGUUUGGUGAAUUCGUUCGUUCACUAAGCAUCUUCCAUCCACACACUCCGGAACAUGAAAAGUCAUCAUUCAUGUUCAAGCUGUAUGACCUUCAUGGAACCGGCUUUAUCGAGCGCCAUGAGUUGAAGAAAAUGGUGGGCGCACUACUUGGUGAAACAGACUUAGAACUAUCUGAAGAAUCCAUUGACGCCAUCGUCGAACAGACGAUGGUUGAGGUUGAUACGAACAAAGAUGGAAAAAUUGAUGAAGAAGAGUGGAAAGAGCUCGUCGCUAAAAAUCCUUCAAUCCUGAAGAACAUGACUUUGCCCUAUCUCAAGGAAGUAACUUUAGCAUUUCCAAGUUUCGUUCUUGACUCCGAAGUAGACGACUAAACAACAAAGAAACCUUAUGACAGUUUCUCCCGACUUUUUUGUUUUUUUUUUUCAAUCCUUCUUACUCCUAUUAAUUUGGAAACCGGACUUACACCAAAAAAAAUUUGGAAACCGGACCUGUCUUAAUAUAUAUUAGUUAUAAACCAGUCCGGUUAUACCUGGUACAAGGCACAAUAUGAUUUGUAAUUUUGCAAUUCUUCUGUUGUUAUUGUUAAUGUUUCCUCGUUCAUUUUGUUCACAAUUGACAUAGCUUUCUUUCAACGCAAUUUUACUAUACGAAACGAAGAUAUCAA
Messenger RNA from Eruca vesicaria subsp. sativa (arugula), 1061 nucleotides. NCBI's taxonomy places the organism in Eukaryota, Viridiplantae, Streptophyta, Magnoliopsida, Brassicales, Brassicaceae. The record is from the annotation of a GenBank genome assembly.